Monopterus albus (swamp eel) is the source of this 3695-nucleotide messenger RNA. It is a transcript of the gene pdcd6ip, whose product is annotated as programmed cell death 6 interacting protein. NCBI's taxonomy places the organism in Eukaryota, Metazoa, Chordata, Actinopteri, Synbranchiformes, Synbranchidae. The transcript has 18 exons. The coding region runs from base 154 to 2793 and encodes 879 amino acids. Gene Ontology annotation, molecular function: protein binding. Gene Ontology annotation, cellular component: endosome. Gene Ontology annotation, biological process: mitotic cytokinesis. The record is from RefSeq and is a predicted model, not a curated record.
UACUGAUUCUGCGCAGUGCACCUUUCCGUUCGUAUGACGUAAUUUGACGUUUCUUGGCCGAAACCAGGAAGUGGGUCGCUCUCUGUUGUUUGUGUUCGUUGGACGCUAAACGUCUCUGUCUUCUGAUUUAAUAUAUCACGUUUACGGGCCGAAAUGGCGGCGUUUAUUUCAGUCCCGUUAAAAAAGUCAUCUGAGGUUGAUCUGGUGAAACCGCUGUCGAAAUUUGUAACGGCCACAUACACAGCGGGCGAGGAGCAGGGGGAGUAUGUACGUGCCGUGGAGGAGUUGAACAAGCUUCGCAGAAACGCGGUGGGAAGGCCGCUGGACAAACAUGACAGUUCCUUGGAGAUUCUGCUCAGAUACUACGACCAGCUGUGUGCUGUUGAGCCAAAGUUUCCCUUCUCUGAAAACCAGCUCUGCUUAACCUUUACAUGGAAGGAUGCCUUUGAUAAAGGCUCGCUGUUCGGUGGCUCAGUCAAGCUUGCUUUGGCCAGUUUGGGCUACGAGAAGACAUGUGUGUUGUUCAACGCAGCAGCGCUGGCCAGUCAGAUUGCCUCCGAGCAGAACCUGGACAAUGAUGAGGGGCUGAAGGCUGCAGCCAAAUAUUAUCAGCUGGCCAGCGGAGCGUUUGGCCACAUCAAGGAUACAGUGCUGUCUGCACUGAACAGGGAGCCCACCAUGGACAUCUCUCCCGAGACUGUAGGCCCCCUGAGUCUCAUCAUGCUGGCUCAGGCCCAGGAGGUCUUCUUCCUCAAAGCCACCUCAGACAAGAUGAAAGAUGCUGUCAUCGCAAAGCUGGCCAAUCAGGCUGCAGAUUUCUAUGGCGAUGCCUUCAAGCAGUGCCAGUACAAAGAUAACCUUCCUAAGUAUUUUUAUUUUCAGGAAGUGCUGCCGGUGCUGGCGGCCAAGCACUGCAUCCUGCAGGCCAACGCUCAGCUGCACCAGAGCGCAGUAGCCAAGCAGAAGAAGCACUUUGGAGAGGAGAUCGCUCGUCUGCAGCACGCAGCUGAGCUGGUUAAGACGGUGACGUCUCGUUACGAUGAGUACGUGAGCGUUAAGGACCUGGGUGACAAGGUCAACCGUGCCCUCACCGCAGCCAAAAAAGAUAAUGAUUUUAUUUACCAUGACCGUGUGCCUGAAGUCAAGGACUUGGAGCCUAUCGGCAAGGCAGCGCUGGUCAAAGCCACUGCAAUCACACCUCCACUCAGCCAGAAAUUCUCAGACUUGUUUGAGAAGAUGGUCCCUAUGGCGGUGCAGCAGUCUAUGAGCAUGUACAACCAGCGAAAGGCUGACACUGUCAACAGACUGGUGACAUCAAUGAGGGAGGCCACUAAUCUCUGCAAUGGGGUGUUGGCAUCUCUGAACCUGCCAGCUGCUUUGGAGGACCUCUCCGGAGACUCUAUCCCACAAUCCAUUGUUGAGAAGUCCAGAUCCAUCGUGCAGCAGGGAGGACUGCAGAGCAUUGAGCAGCUCAUCAAAGACCUGCCUGAGCUCCUUACCCGCAACAGAGAGAUCCUGGAUGAGUCUCUGAAGAUGUUGGGUGAUGAAGAGACAACGGACAACGAACUGAGAUCCAAGUUCAACCAGCGCUGGAACAGAACCCCCUCUGGAGACUUGUACAAACCACUUCGUGCAGAGGGUGCAAACUUCCGCAAUGUCCUGGACAAGGCCGUACAGGCUGACCAGGUGGUGAAGGACCGCUACAACGCCCACUGUGACAUGAUCGCCCUGCUGUGUAAGCCAGAGAAUGAGCUCAGUGCUGCCAUCCCCUCUGCCAACCCGACCAAGACACUGCAGGGCAGUGAGAUAGUGAAUGUGCUGCGCUCCCAGCUCGCCAAGCUGGACACGAUGAAGAAGGAAAGGGAGACGAUGGAGGGAGAGAUCAAGGCUGUGACCUUUGACAUGUCUACCACCUUCCUGACAGCGCUUGCCCAGGCCGGGGCCAUCAACGAAGAGCAGCUGUCACUUUCCCAGCUCGACCAGCUGUACGGUGCCUACAACCAGAGGGUGCAGGCCAGCCUCCGCACGCAGGAGGAGCUGCUGGGACAAGUUCAGACGUCCCAUCAGGAGUUCAGCAGUCUGAAGCAGUCCAACGCUGAGGCCAACCAGAGGGAAGAGGUCCUGAAGAAGCUGGCUUCAGCCCAUGACAGCUACGUUGAGAUCAGCAACAACCUGCGCGAAGGCACCAAGUUCUACAACGACUUGACAGAAAUCCUGCUUAAGUUCCAGAACAAAUGCAGCGACAUUGUCUUUGCUCGCAAGACAGAGCGGGAUGAACUGCUUAAGGACCUGCAGCAGAGCAUCGCCAGAGAGCCCAGCGCUCCCGCCUUCAGCGUUCCUGCCUAUCAGAGCACCCCUGCUGCCCCUGCUGCCGGCCCGACGCCUGCACCCCGGACCGUGUUUCCACCACAGCCUCAACAAGCCCAGCAGCAGCCUCCAGCAAAGCCCCAGCCUCCAUCCAGGCCUCCUCCCCCCACCAUCACCCCUCAGGCAGCCUCCACUACUCCCACCAACACACCACCGACCGGCCAUCCCACCAGUAACCCACCACCUGCGGCCCCGCCCUCCCAGGCCCAGGGGCCGCCUUACCCCACCUACCAAGGCUACCCAGGGUACUUCCAGAUGCCUAUGGGCUACAACCCCUAUGCUUUUGGACAGUACAAUAUGCCCUAUGUGCCCUACCCAGGGGCUCCAGGACAAGGAGGGUAUCCAGCCGCCCCUCCUGCCGGACAGCCCUACCCUGGCUACCCUCAGCAACCCCCACAGCAGCAGCCAUACUACCCACAGCAAUAACUCUCCUCUCCAUCUCCUUGUUCUUCUUUUUUCACAUGUUAACACCAAAUGAAAAAUGCCCCCAAGCAAUAACACUUCAAUUUCUCUCACUAACAGAAAUUAUAGAAACAGAAGUGAAGAGCAACUUCAGAGCUGCUUCGGACUUCUCUCUCUCUAUUCUUUAGUUCAGUUUUCACCAAGUUUUUGUUUUCCAUCUUGCCAUCCCCUUUUUUGAUCUGUAUUCUGGUUGCACUUUCCUAAACUAUCUCAUCUUUGAUUAGUACACCUCCCCACACCCCUCUUGCCUGUAGUUUUUUUUUUUAUGUACUCAUUUUCUAAUAGUAAUCUAAUAAUUUGUUAAUUGUUUAAUUUAAACCCUAAAUAUUUUUCAUUAAUAACUGAUUCUUUGUCUGGUUUGGACUGUUGAACACUCAUGGAGAUGCACAGGAUGGCUGGCUGUCUUUUGUUUGGGAGCCUACAUUGAGUGGAUGGAUUGGUGGUCAUUACUCGUCAUGUCGGUGAUGGGAGGGCACAGCCACAUCCUCACUCCCCCCACUCACUCAGUCAACCCCUAGUGUUUCUGUAUCUACUAUAUUCCUAUUUUUGUAAUGAAUGCUGAUCCCUCACAGUUGUAUAAACCUAUAAAAACAGAUGGCCUGUAGGUUUCUGAUAUGGAUGAUGACUGUUGAGAACUCUACACUGUUUUGCUCUUUUCUUUCUCUCUCUCAUGGGAACUGUGGGUAUAUUUCUGUCAAAAUCGGAGGCUGUACAAGUGGGAGAAAUUGUUCUAUUAUAUAAAUAUAUGUAUAAAUAAGACUCUUAUGCAGUUAACUGAGACACUCUUGUGUGCUGCACUCUCAUGCUCCUGGUGUUUGUUUUUAUUCCUCAGCUCAAAUGUGAUUAAAAACAACAACUGCCAGUCA